GAACGUUUUGUUUCAUGGUAGUUUAGCUUUUUAAUUAUGAGAAUGAAAACGGAAAUUGAAUUAAGAACUUAAAAAAACAAAAACAACGCCGAAUGCAUAAAGAUUACAUAUUUAAGUUACUGUUCAUGUAAUUGAAUUAUUUGUUUGUGAAGUAUUUAUAGUUAAAGACAGAUUCUACACUAAAAUAAUCAUCAUGAGCGGACUAUGUUUGUGUGUGUGGUUCAAACAUAAGCCUGAAGAGAUUUUCCUGAAACCAAGGAUGGGCGUCGGCGCUAGCUCCUCACCGCCCAAGAACCUGGUGUUGUACAUCCACGGACUGAGCGCUCCGUCGCGGGCUGUAUGGAUGGCCGCUAAAGCCGCCGACAUUCCGGUCACCAUUCGAUACCUGGACCUCUUCAAGGGCGAACAUAAAACUCCCGAGUUUGCGAAAAUAAACCCCGACACAACAGUGCCUACACUUCAGGAUGGAGAUUUUUCUUUAUGGGAAAGUCGCCCAAUUAUGACCUAUCUAGUAUCUCGCUAUGCCAAGAACUCUAGACUCUACCCUAAAGACCUCCAGGAGAGGGCAGUUUGCGAUCGUUUACUGCACUAUGACCUUGGUUCAGUGUACAAAACUAUAAGCGAAUAUAUGUAUCCCCAGUUGUUUCAAUCCAAGCCCCCGGACACGGAUAAAGAAGCAGCCAUGAGGAAAGUGUUCGACUACAUGAACAGACAGCUUCAGGGUCAAAAAUACAUGUGCGGUGACGACAUGACAAUAGUGGACAUUUCCAUGGCAACAAAUCUCGCACUGAUAGAGCUACGCAACUACAAGCUUGACCAGUGGUCACUAAUGGCCACGUGGUACCAGAGAAUGAAGAGUUUACCGUACUGGGCGGAGUGUAACCAAGGAUUGUACGAGUGGAAGUCGCCCAUGAUGAUGGAUCACUAGAGCACUGGUGUGUAGGCGACCAAAGACAUUUCUGGAAUUAAGAUCUAGUUCAUAUGUUUCUUUAACACAGUUCACCAUUCAUAUUUUGUUCAUAGUAUGUAAUUAUGAAAAGAUACGGAUCAAUUGACACUUCAUUUGUAAAUGUAUAUAGAUCAAAUAAAUUACUAGGGAAAGCAAAACCAAA
Mya arenaria is the source of this 1112-nucleotide messenger RNA. RefSeq names its product glutathione S-transferase 1-1-like. Gene Ontology annotation, molecular function: glutathione transferase activity. The coding region runs from base 194 to 928 and encodes 244 amino acids. The record is from RefSeq and is a predicted model, not a curated record. Gene Ontology annotation, biological process: glutathione metabolic process. The transcript is spliced from 6 exons. Lineage: Eukaryota; Metazoa; Mollusca; Bivalvia; Myida; Myidae.